AGCUCCUCGAGCUUGGUAUGAAAAACUUAGCUCUUUUCUUUUAGGAGAAGGUUUUAAGAGGGGCUCAGUGGAUACAACUCUCUUUAUAAAAAAUACAGGACAACAUAUGUUACUGGUUCAAAUAUAUGUUGAUGACAUUAUAUUUGGAUCUUCUAGCAAAGAGUUGUGCGAAUAUUUUGAAAAAAUCAUGAAGAAAACUUUUGAAAUGAGUGCCAUGAGAGAAUUAACGUAUUUUUUGGGCUUGCAAAUUAAACAAACAGCUCGAGGUAUUUUCAUUAGUCAAACCAAGUACAUUCAAAAUAUGUUAAAACGUUUUGAAUUUGGGAAUCUAAAAACUGCAAUUACACCUAUGGCCUCUACGAUUAAACUAGACAAGGAUGAGUCGAGUAAGUCUAUUGACGAGAAAUUCUAUAGAGGAAUGAUUGGGUCACUAAUGUAUCUCACUGCUAGUAGACCCGAUAUUCAAUUUAGUGUGUGUCUAUGUGCUAGAUUUCAAAGUGCUCCUAAGGAAAGUCAUCUGACUGCAGUCAAGAGAAUCUUUUGUUACUUAGCUGGCACAAUGGAUCUAGGUCUGUGGUAUGAUAGUGAGUCAAGUCUUGAGUUAAUUGGUUAUAGUGACUCAGACUAUGCUGGAUGCAUAGUUGAUCGUAAAAGUACUUCCGGGACAUGUCAAUUUCUAGGAAAUUCACUUGUGUCUUGGUUUAGUAAGAAACAAAUUUCUGUUGCUCUCUCCACCGCUGAGGCUGAAUACGUGGCCGCAGGCCUAUGUUGUACUCAACUCCUUUGGAUGAAGCAUCAACUUUGUGACUAUGGGUUAGAAAUAAAGUCCAUGCCCGUAUUGUGUGACAAUACGAGUGCCAUUAACAUGGCAAGAAAUCCCGUGCAACAUUCUCGAACCAAGCACAUAGAAAUUAGGUAUCAUUUCAUUCGAGAAUUGAUUGAAGAAGGCCAAAUUCAGCUUGAGUUUGUGCCUACAACAAAUCAAUGGGCCGAUAUUUUCACUAAACCUCUAUGUGCUGACCAAUUUCUAACUAUUCGUCGAGAACUAGGGCUUAUUCUGUCUAGUGAAAUUAACGAUUUAGGUUAAGCUUUUCAAGGUCUGAUUAUGGCCUCUUGGUCUGAUCAUAAUCAGUGGUCUAAGCCUUCUUAAACACAUUCAAUGUGUGUCCUCGGCCUUCAUUCUCUAAGCCCCUCACCAGGCCUUGUGGGCCUAAGCCCAGCUCACUCUCCUGUCCAUCUCCUAGCCUUUCGUGAGAUUCCUGCCUGUUCAGUCCCCUCAUUCGAAAUCCUCUGCUAGCGCCGCUCACUCGGGUUGUGGGCAUAAGCCUAAUCUCCACCCUAGCAGACUCUCUUUGUCGCUCGUGUGAUUCCAGUUCAGCAAAAUAGUGGCGCCUUUCGUUUUUCAGCGACUGCCUAAAAUCCCUAAGCUUCUGUUCGAGCAAAUCACUAAUUUCCUCAUCCCUCCUACCACCUUCAAUCGGUAUAGACUGAGGGUUAAUGGAUAUAUCAAUGACCUUGAGUGGAGUUCUCUGCUUCAGAAUCGACUCCUUGAUCAGUGCCCUGAAGCUGUGAGAAUGUUCUACGCGAGUAUGCAGUGCAGUCCUAGACGUUAUCCGUCGUAUUUCACCACCACCGUCUACAAUUUCAGUGUGACGGUUACUGCUGAUAUGUUGGCUACCCUGUUGCAUCUCCCUCAUGGUGGUUACCAAGCUGGAACUGCAGAAGACUUUGACAGCUAUGGGUUCCACCCCAUAGACACAAUGUCUUACUUAGGUAGUGAUUACGGGAGUCACCAGCUCUCGAUGUUUUCCGUUGAGCGGCUACCGGAUGAUCUGAAGGUCCUGCAGUUCUACAUCAGUCACGUGUUUCUCCCUCGCGCUGCUGAAUAGGCCACCAUUCUAGACGAGUCCGAUCUCUGGAUUCUAUUCAACGCAAAGACAAGCUACCCGAUCAGCUAUGCCUCCCUGAUGUUUAAUCACAUGAUUAAAUAUCAAGAUGAAGAGUGUAGCAGGAAGCUGCCUUUUGGCCCACAAAUCACCUAUCUGCUAGCAAUCUUAGGGGUUGAUUUGCGUGGAUGUACAUUCAGACCUUCAAGCCCAACAUGUUCUACGCCGCACUAUCUCGGAGCUUGGACCUCGAAAACUUGCCAAAGUUCAAGGGGGAGACAAAUCUGCUCAGUCUGAAUCCGAACCUGAAUCCGAACCUAAUGAAGACGACUCGUCGGAGUAUGCUUCGUCUCCGGAUUACGCCUACUAGGAACCGUCGACUACUAGGCUUAGGGGGAGAUCCAUAGAUGAAUUAGGCCUACUAGGAACCGUCGACUACUAGGCUUAGGGGGGAGAUCCAUAGAUGAAUUAGAGUUAGUUGAAUGGUGUGGUUUAGGUUAAUCAAGUAAAAGUCUGUUGUCUCCUUUAUGAAGUGGGUUGGUUUAAUCAAGUAGAAGUUGGAUGUCUCUUUUAUGUUUGAGUCAUAGUCUGUUGGGUCAUUGUUCUUUGCUUGAAUGAGUUUAAACUUUGUCAUGUUGAGUCACUGUGUUGAAUGUACCUUGAUUACUAUUUUUACGAAUAGAAAUGGACUCCCAGUUGUCUUUUCAACUCAUGAUAGCUCUUAGUUGUUUGUUGGACAGGCUACACCAACGGUUUGCUUAAGUGUGCAGGUUCUGAUUAUUAGCAGAUUAAGAGUGAACAAGUUUAGUCUGAAGUUAGUGACAUUCUGUUCAGGGGGAGAAUGUUGGCCAUUGACAGCUUAGGGGGAGAAUGUUGGAACAAGCUAGUCAAAGGCCACUUGAGAAGGAAAGAAGAUCAGGAGCAAACAUGGAAAGAAGGAAGAAAAUAAGAGGAUAGAUCAAAUUAAGGAGAUUUGGUACAACAAUGCAAAUCAAAUCAGAAGAUGGAAUCUCAAGCAAAUCAUCACUAAUAAGGGAAGGUAUUUGAAUUAGCAACGGUUACUUGGCAGCCUAUAAAAGGCGAUUUGAAGGAAGAGCAAUGGAACCUUUUCGGAGAUCAACAAAGCUAGCUAAGUCAAAAGGGGAUUUUGUGAGAGAGUAGCAAGGUUGAUAGAAAAGGGGGGUUUCUCAAAGGGUUCGGGGAGAAUUGCUUUGAGGGUUAGUGUUGGGGAAACAUUGUUAAGAGUUGCUGGGGAAGCAAUUCGGGGUUUGAGAAGAGAGUGUUUGAUCAAUCGGGCUGAGAUUGAUCAAAGGGUUCUUGGGUAGAUAGAUUUACAUCGAACUUCAACGAAAUAUCUUUAGUGAAUCGUCGGAGAUCACACAACAGUGAGUCUCCGACCGUGGAGUAGUCAGUAUUGGGAUCCUCAUUCUCCCAAUACUGGAAACCACGUAAAAAUCGUGUGUUGGGUUUGUUUUUUGCUUUUCAAUUUCCAGUCUGUGUGUCCCUCUGGUUGUGUUCUGUUCCAAGUCAGGUUGUGCAGGGGAACGCGAUCCAGGAGAAGCCAGGGAAGGCGACGUACCUGAACAAGAGUUGAGGAACUCGUGAAGCUGGACUUGACAUAAUUGGGUUCAUUCUUGGCUGAGUUUAUAUUACUGUUUUCUUAACUUUUCUUGCUUUGUUCUUCAUUUUGAAAGAAGCAGAUUAACCUUGGGUCGAAGGAGAGAGUAGGAGGGAACACCGAACUUGAAUUUAAAACACCGUCGUUUUGUUGGGUCAAUUAAAGACUGGGUUGGUUCUACCUUUUAGUUGGGCUGGGUUUUACUAACUUGGUUUAUUUCUCCAGCGGGUAUUGAUUAGGUGGGCUUAGAAGCCCAGUCAGCCAAAAACGGUAGGAUUUAAUUGUGAGCAUAACUGUUAGUCUUGGUGAAGGUUUAAUUCGAGUGAUUAAACUAAGUUAAUUAAU
Molecule: messenger RNA, 3849 nt
Organism: Linum trigynum
Lineage: Eukaryota; Viridiplantae; Streptophyta; Magnoliopsida; Malpighiales; Linaceae
Source: the annotation of a GenBank genome assembly